AUGGCAUCUCGGAAUCCACUAUCUGUGAUACUUGAUCAGAACAAAUUAACUGGACCUAAUUAUUCUGACUGGCUAAGAAAUUUAAAGAUUGUUCUGGCAUCUGAAAAGAUUGCAUAUACAUUGGAUAAGACACCUCCAAAAGAGGCUCCUAUUAAUGCCACCCAUGAUGAGUUGGAAAAGCUUAAAAAAUGGUCGGACCAUAAUCUUCAAGCAAGAUGUUAUAUGCUGGCUUCAAUGUCAAAUGAACUGCAAAGGCGGUUUGAGGAGACUGUGGAUGCUAAAGAUAUACACAUACACCUACAAGAGUUGUAUGGUGCACAGACUCAUUCAGUCAAGCAUGCGACUGUCAAGGAGCUCAUGAUGGAUCGUAUGCGAGAUGGGGCUUCGGUCCAUGAGCAUGGAGUUAAGAUGAUUGGGCUUAUUGAAAAGUUAUUGAGUCUUGACUUGGUUAUUCCACACGAGCUAUCAACAGACAUUAUAUUGUUGUCUCUCCCCUCCCCAUUUGACAAUUUUGUGGUUAACUUCAAUAUGAAUAAGUUAGAGGCUAUCCUUGAAGAGCUAGUCAAUAUGCUUGCAAAUUAUAAAGCAACCAUGAAAAAGGAAAAAUCUAUUUUCCUUGUGGGUUCAUCUUCUGGAUCUAAGAAAGGACCUAAGAAAAAGGGAAAGAAGCGUUCUGCCCCUAUGAAGAAUAUUAAGCCUAAUAAGAAGCCAAGGCCCACAAAGCCUAAUCAAUCAUAUUUGUUUCCACUGCAAUAA
This is a messenger RNA of Zingiber officinale, 756 nucleotides long. RefSeq lists its product as uncharacterized. The record is from RefSeq and is a predicted model, not a curated record. NCBI's taxonomy places the organism in Eukaryota, Viridiplantae, Streptophyta, Magnoliopsida, Zingiberales, Zingiberaceae. The coding region runs from base 1 to 756 and encodes 251 amino acids. The transcript has a single exon.